Messenger RNA from Chelonus insularis, 2629 nucleotides. Its product is annotated as hemicentin-2-like. Gene Ontology annotation, biological process: synapse organization. The record is from RefSeq and is a predicted model, not a curated record. The coding region runs from base 1276 to 2142 and encodes 288 amino acids. The transcript is spliced from 7 exons. Lineage: Eukaryota; Metazoa; Arthropoda; Insecta; Hymenoptera; Braconidae. Gene Ontology annotation, cellular component: neuron projection membrane.
GCGGUCUGAACAGUCCAAUAUCCGCGCGCGCACGUUGUUUUAAAUUUUCUCUUAUGCUGACUUAUGGAGAGAAACCGCGCGUGACAAUUUCGUUUUGUCAUUUCGACUUUCAGUCAUAACAAGACGUCUCAACACAUUAUCCCUAGUGACAUUUACUUUACCUCUUCACGUGAAUAACAAAUAAACACAAACAGCAUGUGAUAUCCAAUUAAAAACGUGCUAAUUGCUUCUCUCAGUGUUUCGUGACUGAAAGUAGUGUUAUUCUAGCAAACACUUUCAUUUUUUUGGAAUAUUAAUAUACAAUUUUGUGGAUAUAAUGAGCUUUUGAAAAUGUUAUUCUGUCAUAACAGCAUACAAAUUGUUGACGAAAGUUCUAGUGAUUGUGAAAUACAAGUUAUAAAAUUUCAAGUUAAACCACCAAUAUUAUUAAAUUAUUAAAACUGUUUAUAGAUUUCAAGUUAGAAUAAUUAAGAACGUGUUAUAAUUUUAUUUCGACUAAUUGACCUUAUUCUGUUCAUUUACAUUUUUAGUAAUUACAUUCAAAUAAAUCAUCCGAAAAGCUAUAUAUUUUUUUAAUAAAUAUACGUGAGUGUUUUACUGCCGUUUAUAUUGUGAUUUAAUCGGCUGAUUAUAAUUAUACGUUUAUUGUCGAUGAUUCUAUUUAAGUUUAAACAAAAUUUUUAUUACAUAUAUACUCAUAUACGGAGCAUAUUUUCUUAACAGUAUCAUCAAAGUCUAAUUUUUUUAUCCCAUAAAAUUUUAUGUAAAGUAGAAUACAUUAAGGUGGCUUACGAAUGUAUGUAGACAAAUAAACGCUAGACAAAAAUAAAAACGCAUGUAGUUCAACAAAAUAUCAUAAUAAUUAUUAUGCAAUUUUAAGUGGUAAUUUUUUUAAAAGUCGUUGUAAAAAAAAAAGGUUGUGUUUGUUUUAGUUGAAAUUCUGAGUGACUACGAGAAUAUAAAAUUGAAAUGUUGACCAACCCCAAAGAAAACUUUAUCUAAAAGUAAUUUAUUUUAAAUUAAAGUUAAAAUAUUAACUACAUGUUUAUGUGAGUGAAUUAAUGAUAUUGCAGAAAAAAUUUUGGUAAAUACUGUUUAUGUUCUUCUCAAGAAAUGAUGAAUGAUCUUAUUGCAUGUUAGCAAAUGCUUUGGAAGUGAUUACUGUCGCAUUACUGUCGAUGUAGAACUGAGACAAGAAGAUAAACAAAAGAUUUGAUAUACUUGUUGGAGUAGAUUAUGUGAGGGAAGACAAGAAAAUAUAUAGAAAUAUCGAAGAUGUGUGUCAUCGGAAAUGGAACAUGGAUGCUUGGCGUCUUUGCUUUGGCUGUCAUCAGUUAUGGUAUUCCAAGCUAUGGUGCACUACACAGUAGCAAAAACUCGGAAUUCUCCAACCAAAUAGCUGUGGACGAUCCAUCGUCAAAAAGUGGUCCAUACUUUGAUGUUUCAGCGUCAAAAAACGUCACAGCUCUUUUAGGAAAGACGACAUACCUCAACUGUCGAGUAAAAAACCUUGGCAACAAGACACAACUAAAUGUGCCAUUACAAGUGUCGUGGGUGCGACAUAGAGACAUUCAUCUAUUAACAAUUGGACGUUACACGUAUACAAGUGACCAACGAUUUCGUGCCAUUCACAACGUUCACUCGGACGACUGGACACUCCAAAUAAAGUUCCCUCAAUUGCGGGAUACUGGGAUAUAUGAGUGUCAAGUUUCUACGACCCCUCACAUGAGUCAUUUCGUUCAUCUCACUGUCGUUGAACCAACGACCGAAAUUGUGGGUGGACCAGACCUUUAUAUCGAUCAGGGAAGUACCCUCAACCUCACAUGUAUCGUUCUAAAUGGCCCAGAGCCACCAGCGUACAUUUUUUGGAAUCACAAUGAUGCGAUAAUCAGCUACGAUUCUUAUAGAGGUGGUGUUUCUGUUAUCACAGUGAAGGGUGAAAUAACGACAAGCUUUUUGUUGGUUCAAAAUGCCAUGCCUUCAGACUCGGGAGAAUACACUUGCAAUCCAAGCAAUGCUCAAGCCAAGUCUGUUACUGUUCAUGUUCUCAAUGAGUAUCCUGCGGCAAUGCAGCAUGGUGGUCAAGCAAAACAACCCAGAUUUUAUUCUCUCCUACUUUGUCUCUGUCUACUGCUCUAUUAAAUUUAUCUCCGUAAAAUUUGCGGAUGUUCUUCAAAACCAGUAGUGACACAUGAGACUAUUCAGCACAGGUCACUGUGUAAACUUUAUAAAUCGUCAUUUUAGUCACAUAAGGAUGUGCUAUAAUGUCGGGCAAGAGGGUGCACAAAGAGACAGGUAUUCGAAAAGGUAAUAGGAGCCAAAAGAACAUGCUGGACACUUGGCUUCAUUUUCACAAAGAGGGUCAAAUUAUUUUAGUAUAUUAUACCAUCUAAACUCUCAUCAUCUCGUCACAUUUUAUUGAGAAAAUUUGAUUAUGGAAUGAUAGCUGAUAAUAUUUAUAACAAUCCGUUAAAAUGUAUGUGUAAAUUUUUCAUUUAUUAAAAUCAUGUAAAACUAUUUAAAUACGUUUAAUAAUUAAGAUCUUUUAUAUAUAAUGGAUAAAUUUAUCAGUAGAUAAGUUGAAAUAUGUAUAUUUAAACCAUGAAACGUAUAUUAGUAUACAUAUAGA